This is a messenger RNA of Drosophila busckii, 1541 nucleotides long. Its product is annotated as CAAX prenyl protease 1 homolog. The coding region runs from base 62 to 1513 and encodes 483 amino acids. The transcript has a single exon. NCBI's taxonomy places the organism in Eukaryota, Metazoa, Arthropoda, Insecta, Diptera, Drosophilidae. Gene Ontology annotation, biological process: CAAX-box protein processing. Gene Ontology annotation, molecular function: metalloendopeptidase activity. The record is from RefSeq and is a predicted model, not a curated record. Gene Ontology annotation, cellular component: endoplasmic reticulum membrane.
UCAAACAAUCCAAGUUAACUUUCGUAGCUUUGUUAAAAUUCUCAAGUUUCAAUAAUUAACAAUGGUUGGCUCAUAUUCAUUAUAUCAAGAUCCCAUGCAAAUCAAGCAGCCUGAUAUACCAAACAAUGGCAUCGGCUGGCAGCUGCUGCCCAAGACUUAUAAGCUAAACGAUCCUGUGCUGCUGCGUCAUGUGCUCUGUGGCAUGAUUAUAUUGCAUAAUUUCUUUCACGUUUGCCUGUGCUGGCGGCAGCUGCGGCUGUGCAGUCGCUCCCAGAAUCCGCCGCAGAUAAUGCAGAACGUUAUGUCGGAUGCGCAGUUCAAGACGGCCAAGGAUUCGGAAAUGAUGAACGUAGAACUGAAGCUUAUCGGUUUAAUUGUGGAUGCCAUUAUGAGCUGCAUUGAAUUGUAUUUCUGCGUGUUUCCUUGGCUCUGGCUGCAGACUAUGCAUUGGUACAGCAUCAUUGAGGAUUUCAUGUGGCAUAACAUGGCAUUUGCAGUGCUGCUGUCCAUUUAUCUGGUGCUGCGCGGCUUGCCGCUGAUAUUCUACAAUAAGAUAAUGGUGGAGCCGUACUAUAGCUCGGAAUCGAAGCGCACCAGCAUGCCCUUGGUGGGGGUGCUUUGCACGCAGGCGUUUUUUAUAGUCUUUAUGCAAGUGCCGCUCAUUCCGAUCACAAUUAUAUUCCUGCUGAUCGAAACCUACGGCGGCGAGUAUUACUUUGUGCUAUGGAUUUGGCUGUUCCUCUUGAUACUCAGCUUGAUUGCCAUUGUUACGGUUACGUUCUUUGGUGCGCCCUGCAUUGGCAAAGUGACCAAACUGCCCGCUGGUGCACUCCAGGAUGCACUGAGGCCUACGCUGCAGGAAUUUAAUUUCCCACUCGACUGCGUCUACAUAUUCAACACCUAUGCUGUGAGCAAUGGCAGCGUCUAUGCCUGGAAUCUGUGUGGACGCAAGUGCAUUGUGAUUUUCGACAGUUUGGUGCUCAACUUUGGCAAGCCCAUGUCGGAGCUGUUUGAGGAGGAUGUGGGCCAUGGACUGCAGCAGGAGCAGCUGGUGGCGUUUAUAGCUCACGAGCUGUGUCAUCAGCGCCAUCUACAUUUGACCAAAAUCUUUUGCAUGCUGCAGACAACGCUGCUGAUCUAUAUGCUGCUCUUUGGCUUCUUCUAUCGCCAGCUGGUGAUCUAUGAAGCUGCAGGCUUCUCGCUCUCACACUAUCCACACAUUGUGGGCUAUUGGCUGGUGUACAAGUAUGUGAUGACGCCCUAUCGCACUUUGACCUAUUGGAUUAUUCUGUUCGCUGUGCGUCGCUUUGAGUACUCGGCGGAUAAGAUGGCCUCGCAGCGUGGCUAUGGACGCGCGCUGAUCUCGGCGCUGCUGAAGCUGUUUGCUGACAACUGCACAUUUCCGUUUGUUGACGCAUGCUACAUGAUGUGGCAUCUGCGUUUGCCUACGAGCUUGAUACGCAUUAGACGUUUAAUCAGAUUGCAACCAAUAAAUUCAAGCGACGCUGCUUAAACAGACUUGACCACAGCAGCGCGUUACU